AUGGAAGAAGAAUCCUCUCUUGCAAGAAAACAUUUCAAAGAUUAUAGAGAGUUUGAGGAGAGAUAUUUGUCGCAUGUGUUCAGUCAUUCGAGAAGUCUAAGGUUUGAUACCGAUUGUAGCAUCAUUGGAAAAUUCAGUGCUGUGAAUUUCAUUCUCUAUAACAAUAACACUUUCAAUGAAGGAUUCUUCCAACGGUUGUUUAUCAUGUCCAUGAAAGAGUACUUUGUUGACAAUAAUCUUGCUCAAGAGCUUAACAAAUCUAUUGAUUCGUAUGGCGAAUAUUAUCAGACCAAAAUGUUGCUUUUUGGAACAUUGUUCAUCCAAAUGAGUUAA
This is a messenger RNA of Naegleria fowleri, 333 nucleotides long. RefSeq lists its product as uncharacterized. The record is from RefSeq and is a predicted model, not a curated record. NCBI's taxonomy places the organism in Eukaryota, Heterolobosea, Eutetramitea, Acrasida, Naegleriidae. The transcript has a single exon. The coding region runs from base 1 to 333 and encodes 110 amino acids.